Messenger RNA from Atta colombica, 812 nucleotides. It is a transcript of the gene Pburs, whose product is annotated as partner of bursicon. The record is from RefSeq and is a predicted model, not a curated record. Gene Ontology annotation, cellular component: bursicon neuropeptide hormone complex; extracellular region. The transcript has 2 exons. Gene Ontology annotation, molecular function: G protein-coupled receptor binding; neuropeptide hormone activity. Gene Ontology annotation, biological process: G protein-coupled receptor signaling pathway. NCBI's taxonomy places the organism in Eukaryota, Metazoa, Arthropoda, Insecta, Hymenoptera, Formicidae. Bases 49 to 468 code for a protein of 139 amino acids.
UUCUACGGUGAUUUGUUUGUUAAAUAUAUCAAUAAAAACAAUAUUAUAAUGUUGGUAGCUUCAAAGUCUCUGCUAGUUCUCGUGGUUUAUGUUACAAUCAGCGAUGCUGAAAUAACCGAGAUAGAUGACGAAAGUUGUGAGACUCUACAAUCGGAAAUACGCAUCACUAAAGACGAAUAUGAUGAAUUAGCACGUUUGAGAAGAACAUGCAGCGGUGAUGUAUCGGUCACGAAAUGCGAAGGAUUCUGUAACUCGCAAGUACAGCCAAGCGUCGUCACUACUACGGGCUUCUCAAAGGAGUGCUACUGUUGCCGUGAGAGUUAUCUGAAGGAAAGAUUUGUUAUUCUAAAUCAUUGCUACAACGCGGAUGGGAUCAAAUUGAUAGGCACGGAUGACGAAGUAAUGGAAAUCAAGAUACGGGAACCCGCCGAAUGUAAAUGUAUAAAGUGCGGCGACUUUGCGAGAUAAGACAGCAACAACUUGAAAUAUAAAUUAUACAUUUUCUCAGCAGUGAAAUUGCAACAAUUAUAUAUAACAGUUAUAUCAACAGAUAGAAAAGAAAUUAUUAUAUUGUAACGUUGGUAAAAAUAAAUAGUAUUUCCGAUGCAUUAUGUGAUGUGAAUCUACUCGUAGCCCCAAUUAUACAGCUCUAAAAUAUAUGUAUAUGCACAUUUUUACAUGUGAUGAUAAAUACAAAACUCUCAAAAGUUAAUUUUCUUUAAAUAUAUUUAUACAUACAUGUAUAUAAUUUAAUCCUGUAUAUAUGCAUAUUUUAAGAUAAAUAUACAUCAUUUAAAUUAAAAUUUAAUAUA